Drosophila ananassae is the source of this 403-nucleotide messenger RNA. RefSeq lists its product as uncharacterized. Bases 54 to 314 code for a protein of 86 amino acids. Lineage: Eukaryota; Metazoa; Arthropoda; Insecta; Diptera; Drosophilidae. The record is from RefSeq and is a predicted model, not a curated record. The transcript has 3 exons.
CUUUGUUGUUUAAGGAAAUUAGUUUAAGUUUUACCUUUCUGGAACUCAUCACCAUGAGGAUAUAUUUAUUAGGCUUAUUGGGAAUGUUAAUAUUGAGAAUCAGCAGACAGGAAGAUAGUUGCCAGGUUUGUUCCUGGAAGACUAACAUCCACUGUGGAAUAGCUGCGGAUGAUAGCUGUGCAUUUGGGGGCCUGAACAAAUGCCUCGUGGAACGAGCUUCAUGCCUUCGACAAAUGAACAACUUGACACGUAUCUUUUACCCAAAUUAUGAAAGGAAAAUGUCCCACGGACAAGCCAAGAUGUCCAAAAACUGAUGUAUUGUAUAAAAAAAUUUUGUCAAAAUUGAUCGGGUAAGAUCAAUUUAAUAAAUUCUUUGUCAUCUUGUGCUAAUUACAAAAAAAUA